GAGUCGCGCACGCGCGCCUGGGACUGCCGGCCCCUCUCUGUGACUUGGCUGUGUGUGUAUGUGUGUGUGAGGGUGUGUGUGUGUGAGUGUGUGCGCGCGCGCGCGUGUGUGAGAAGGGGAGAGGAGAGAGGGAGAAGAGAGCGCGAGAGAGGGUGAGUGUGUGUGAGUGCAUGGGAGGGUGCUGAAUAUUCCGAGACACUGGGACCACAGCGGCAGCUCCGCUGAAAACUGCAUUCAGCCAGUCCUCCGGACUUCUGGAGCGGGGACAGGGCGCAGGGCAUCAAAAGCCACCAGCAGGACCUGGGAAAUAGGGAUUGAUUCUUCUGCCUCCACUUCAGGGUUUAGCAGCUUGGUGCUAAAUUGCUGUCUCAAAAUGCAGAGGAUCUAAUUUGCUGAGGAAAACGGCCAAAGAAGGAAGAAAAGGAAAAGGAUUUUUUUUAAAAGGGGGUAUUUUGUGGAUGCUCUACUUUUCUUGGAAAUGCAAAAGAUUAUGCAUAUUUCUGUCCUCCUUUCUCCUGUUUUAUGGGGACUGAUUUUUGGUGUCUCUUCUAACAGCAUACAGAUAGGGGGCCUAUUUCCGAGGGGCGCAGAUCAAGAAUACAGUGCAUUUCGGGUAGGGAUGGUUCAGUUUUCCACUUCGGAGUUCAGACUGACACCCCACAUCGACAAUUUGGAGGUAGCCAACAGCUUCGCAGUCACCAAUGCUUUCUGCUCCCAGUUUUCAAGAGGAGUCUAUGCGAUUUUUGGAUUUUAUGACAAGAAGUCUGUAAACACUAUCACAUCCUUUUGUGGGACGCUCCAUGUCUCCUUCAUCACACCCAGCUUUCCAACAGAUGGCACGCAUCCAUUUGUCAUUCAGAUGCGACCUGACCUCAAAGGAGCACUCCUUAGCUUGAUUGAAUACUAUCAAUGGGACAAGUUUGCAUACCUCUAUGACAGUGACAGGGGCUUAUCAACCCUGCAAGCUGUGCUAGAUUCUGCUGCUGAAAAGAAAUGGCAGGUGACUGCUAUCAAUGUGGGGAACAUUAACAAUGACAAGAAAGAUGAGACCUAUCGAUCACUCUUCCAAGAUCUAGAGUUAAAAAAAGAACGGCGUGUAAUCCUUGACUGUGAACGGGAUAAAGUGAACGACAUUGUAGACCAGGUUAUCACCAUUGGAAAACAUGUUAAAGGGUAUCACUACAUCAUUGCAAAUCUGGGAUUUACUGAUGGAGACCUAUUAAAAAUUCAGUUUGGAGGUGCGAAUGUCUCUGGAUUUCAGAUCGUGGACUAUGACGAUUCUCUGGUGUCCAAGUUUAUAGAAAGAUGGUCAACACUGGAAGAAAAAGAAUACCCUGGAGCACACACGACUACAAUUAAGUAUACCUCUGCCCUGACCUAUGAUGCUGUUCAAGUGAUGACUGAAGCAUUCCGCAACCUACGGAAGCAGAGAAUUGAAAUCUCCCGAAGGGGCAAUGCAGGAGACUGCCUGGCCAACCCAGCGGUGCCCUGGGGACAAGGUGUAGAAAUAGAAAGGGCUCUUAAGCAGGUUCAGGUUGAAGGUCUUUCAGGAAAUAUAAAGUUUGACCAAAAUGGAAAAAGAAUAAACUACACAAUUAACAUCAUGGAGCUCAAAACAAAUGGGCCACGGAAGAUUGGGUACUGGAGUGAAGUAGACAAAAUGGUUGUCACCCUUACUGAGCUCCCAUCUGGAAAUGACACUUCUGGACUUGAGAAUAAAACUGUUGUUGUCACCACAAUUUUGGAAUCCCCAUAUGUUAUGAUGAAGAAGAAUCAUGAAAUGCUUGAAGGCAAUGAGCGCUAUGAAGGCUACUGUGUUGACCUGGCUGCAGAAAUCGCCAAACAUUGUGGGUUCAAGUACAAGUUGACCAUUGUUGGGGAUGGCAAGUAUGGGGCCAGGGAUGCAGACACGAAAAUUUGGAAUGGGAUGGUUGGAGAACUUGUUUAUGGGAAAGCUGAUAUUGCAAUUGCUCCAUUAACUAUUACGCUUGUGAGAGAAGAGGUGAUUGACUUCUCCAAGCCCUUCAUGAGCCUUGGGAUAUCUAUCAUGAUCAAGAAGCCACAGAAGUCCAAACCAGGAGUGUUUUCAUUUCUUGAUCCUUUAGCCUAUGAGAUCUGGAUGUGCAUUGUUUUUGCCUACAUUGGGGUCAGUGUAGUUUUAUUCCUGGUCAGCAGAUUUAGCCCCUACGAGUGGCACACUGAGGAGUUUGAAGAUGGAAGAGAAACACAAAGUAGUGAAUCAACUAAUGAAUUUGGGAUUUUUAAUAGUCUCUGGUUUUCCUUGGGUGCCUUUAUGCAGCAAGGAUGCGAUAUUUCGCCAAGAUCCCUCUCUGGGCGCAUUGUUGGAGGUGUGUGGUGGUUCUUUACCCUGAUCAUCAUCUCCUCCUACACGGCUAACUUAGCUGCCUUCCUGACUGUAGAGAGGAUGGUGUCUCCCAUCGAAAGUGCUGAGGACCUUUCUAAGCAAACAGAGAUUGCUUAUGGAACAUUAGACUCUGGCUCCACUAAAGAGUUUUUCAGGAGAUCUAAAAUUGCAGUGUUUGAUAAAAUGUGGACCUACAUGAGGAGUGCAGAGCCUUCUGUGUUCGUGAGGACUACAGCUGAAGGAGUAGCCAGAGUAAGAAAGUCCAAAGGGAAAUACGCCUACCUGCUGGAGUCCACCAUGAAUGAGUACAUCGAGCAGAGGAAGCCUUGUGACACCAUGAAGGUUGGAGGAAACCUGGACUCCAAAGGCUACGGCAUCGCCACACCUAAAGGAUCCUCAUUAAGAACCCCAGUAAAUCUUGCAGUAUUGAAACUCAGUGAGCAAGGCGUCUUAGACAAGCUGAAAAACAAAUGGUGGUACGAUAAAGGUGAAUGUGGAGCCAAGGACUCGGGAAGUAAGGAAAAGACCAGUGCCCUCAGUCUGAGCAACGUUGCUGGAGUAUUCUACAUCCUUGUCGGGGGCCUUGGUUUGGCAAUGCUGGUGGCUUUGAUUGAGUUCUGUUACAAGUCAAGGGCCGAGGCGAAACGAAUGAAGGUGGCAAAGAAUGCACAGAAUAUUAACCCAUCUUCCUCGCAGAAUUCACAGAAUUUUGCAACUUAUAAGGAAGGUUACAACGUAUAUGGCAUCGAGAGUGUUAAGAUUUAGGGGAUGACCUUGAGUGAUGCCAUGAGGAACAAGGCAAGGCUGUCAAUUAUAGGAAGUACUGGAGAAAAUGGACGUGUUGUGACUCCAGAAUUUCCAAAAGCAGUGCAUGCUGUCCCUUACGUGAGUCCUGGCAUGGGAAUGAAUGUCAGUGUGACUGAUCGCUCGUGAUUGAUAAGAACCUUUUGAGUGCCUUACACAAUGGUUUUCUUGUGUGUUUAUUGUCAAAGUGGUAAGAGGCAUCCCAUAUCUUGAAGACUUUUCUUUCAGCCAAGAAUUCUUUAAUUGCGGAGUUCAUCUUGAGUUGUAAGGAAUGAUUAAUUAAAAACGCAGCAUCCUUUUCUACUCGAAUUACAGACAAAGCCUGGUGGACAUGCACAGCUAACAUGGGAGUACUAUUAUUUAACUGAAGUCUUUGUACAGACAACAAACCUGUUUCUGCAGCCACUAUUGUUAGUCUCUUGAUUCAUAAUGACUUAAGCACACUUGACAUCAACUGCAUCAAGAUGUGACAUGUUUUGUAAGAAAAAGAAAAAAAAACAUUUAAAAUUAAAAAAAUAUUUUUAGGUAUUUUCACAAACAAACUGACUUUUAAAUAAAUUUGCUUCCAUAUUGGUUGGAUAAGACUAAAAACAAUUACUGAGUGAGAAGUGAUUGGAAAAAAAGGCUUUAGACAUUAGUUCUGUAUUUUCCAAAGCCAAAUAUGUAAAUGCUAAGGGAAGAAAACCAAGAGAAGAUUCCAGUCUUGUAAUUUAAUAUCGUUAUUAAAACUUUAAUGUAUCCUAUUCUUUAACAUUUGGUGUUAAUAGAAAAUUACUUGCCAAUGCUUGACAUUUGAAAUAAACAUUUUUCUAUUGUUUUAUUUGCAAGUGGUCCAAUUAAUUUUGCUUAGCUACAGUUUGGUCAUAAAUCAAGUGAGUUUAAAGACACUAUUAAGUUACUAGGUUCCCAGAGAAAAUGUCCCCUUUUAAAAAGAUCAGAUGAUUUUUAAAAAUAUAAACUCACCCCCAAAUAAUAUCUGAAUCUGUUAUUCAUGGCUUACUAUAUAUAAUGAAAUUUUUGUUAGUACAAAAGCAUUUAGAUUAUAUAGAUAAAUGCUAAUAGAUUUAAAAAGCUAAUAUUCAAAAAACAAACAUCAGAAUGUGUGAAGUUCCAAAGUGUUUGAGCUUGCAAAAGAGCAGAGCUCAUUGAAAAUGAAGUCAGAAAUGCCUUGAAAGUAACUUUUUAGUUUCCCAUUGACUUAAAUUCUAUAAACUAAAUGUAAGUUUUUAGUUUUAAAAUUAUAAGAGCUGAUGUUUACUUUAUAAACGGUGAAUAUUUUAAACAUUUUUGAGUCACCUGCGAUAUAGUUUCUUUCCGUUCCCACCCAUAAAUUCAAUCCUAAUAUAUUAUUUAUAUUUUUUCCUCAGGUGGAAUUCUUAUUUUAAUAUGCCCAGGGUGGAUAAAAUGUCAGAUAUCUGUAACUUUUGAUUAAAUAGCUUAUAUUUCUCUAGUUGAUAAAUUUAAGGAACCUGUCCCUUCAUAAAAUAACUUUGUUGCUAUUAAAGACCUUCAAAUUAAAUUAAUUUUGGGUUGUAAAUAGUAAUUUACACCUAAGUUACUUUUGAUAUUUGUAUCCUUGGUUUUUUUCUGCAGGUAAACAUUUGUGUAUCACUUGGUCUUCCACCAAGUGUCUUAAGAUAUUCCUGUUAUAUUUUGCAGAAGGGAAGGACACAUGUAAAACUGAACAGUAGCCACUUGCACCCACCAUGGUGGCAGGCGGCAAAUCAUGAUAUUCUUCAAAAAUUUUGCUGUCCCUGAUCAAUUCCCGAGGUAAUACAAAUAAUUUCAGGGUAUUUCUCCUCAUCAAGAAUGCUGGAGGUGCAUUUUAUGUUUUAAUAGUAAAUGCUAGGAUGACCAAAUUGCAGACUAAUGAUUUCCAUAUUGUACUUAAAGUGAGUUUUUAAAAAUGAAAACGUUGACUAUAUACAAUCAAUGUUAUUUAUUGUACCUUUGGGCCUACUCUUCCAAAAAUUGAGCUUACCAAUUUUUCUCUGUCAAGCUUGAACUAAUGUAAAUAAUUGAAAUAAUGUAAAGUUAUAUUUUCAUGUUUUUAUAGAUACAACAUGACAAGAAUACAUAAUGUAAGAGUGUUGCAACUAUGGAUAAUGUUGACUGGAUAAUGCACAUCUCAGUUACAAGCAGUAAUUAUUGUUUAUAUCUAUGUAAUUGUGCGUCAGUAUAUUGCUAUAUAAAUAUGUUUGUGUGCACAUAAGUGAAAAGUGAUCAAAAAAGAGUGAUGACAGCUGUCUAAAGGUUUUUUUAAUUCAUUUUAUAUAAAAACUGUUAUGGAACGACCAAAAUGUUUAUGAACUAUUCUUAUGUGAAUUUACAAUGUCCUCUACUGUACUUUUUGUUUACAGUAUAGUACCUUAUUUUCUGCUGUGUUAAGUGGGGGUCAAGCUCCAAGGAGACAUACACUUUCUACAACUUCUACUGAAGAUAUUGGGACUUCCAAUUUUUCAUGUGUACUAUGUCAGAAAAUGCUUUUGGUUUUAUUUUUAAAUUUAACAUCGGAUGGCUUUUUUGGAGUGUUGUAAAAACUUCAAUCAUACAUAAAACAUGUUCUUACAAAA
Castor canadensis (American beaver) is the source of this 5742-nucleotide messenger RNA. It is a transcript of the gene Gria2, whose product is annotated as glutamate ionotropic receptor AMPA type subunit 2. NCBI's taxonomy places the organism in Eukaryota, Metazoa, Chordata, Mammalia, Rodentia, Castoridae. The record is from RefSeq and is a predicted model, not a curated record. Gene Ontology annotation, biological process: monoatomic ion transport. Gene Ontology annotation, cellular component: membrane. Gene Ontology annotation, molecular function: signaling receptor activity; ligand-gated monoatomic ion channel activity.